This is a messenger RNA of Babesia ovata, 2064 nucleotides long. Its product is annotated as ATP-dependent RNA helicase. The coding region runs from base 1 to 2064 and encodes 687 amino acids. Gene Ontology annotation, molecular function: hydrolase activity, acting on acid anhydrides; ATP binding; RNA helicase activity. The transcript is spliced from 3 exons. Lineage: Eukaryota; Apicomplexa; Aconoidasida; Piroplasmida; Babesiidae. The record is from RefSeq and is a predicted model, not a curated record. Gene Ontology annotation, cellular component: mitochondrial degradosome. Gene Ontology annotation, biological process: RNA catabolic process; mitochondrial RNA 3'-end processing.
AUGUGGGCCGCCAUCCGGGGAGGACAGAGGUCACUUCGCUACACCAGGCAGACUAGAACCCGCACCGCGUACAGCAUCGACGACCUUUAUAACCAAGCAAAAGACACCAUCGCAUUCACCGAGCAUGAACGAAUCCUCUUAAACAACGCAUUGUUGCAGCUUUCACACCGUCAAGAAUGGAGCCGUAAUCUGUACGCUAAAGGAAUCCCCCCAUUCUUAAUAAGCAGCACUGAGUUUAGAGACAAGUUUAUUAGGCACGUCGACAAUGACCAGGACGCGAAGCAGGCCGUCCGGUCAUGCAUAAUAUCGGCUGUGACAAGCCUACAUCUUCCUACAGAUGGCACAAAGCCGAAAGCAGACAGUAUAACGCCGGUGUGUGAAGCCAUAAUAUCGCAUCUUACCCAGUAUGUGCGGCGAGAAAUGCCGCAAACGAUGCUGGUAUUCCACGGCGCCAAGCAUCUGGCGGACCUUACAAACCCGCUUCAGGAAUUUCCGCCUCGUCCGUUCAGGCGCCGUGUGAUUGCGCAUCUUGGACCUCCUAACAGCGGCAAGACGCAUGAAGCGCACAGGAGCCUUUGUGUGGCCGAGUCCGGGGCCUAUUGUUCGCCCCUGCGGCUGUUGGCAUGGGAGAUGCACCAGCGGCUGUCUGACGCAGGUUUGCAGUGCUCCCUUCUAACAGGCCAGGAGAAUGUUUCGAGCGAGGGAGACACACAUUUGGCGUGCACGGUUGAAAUGACGCCACUUCACCGGGAUUACGGCUGCGCCGUCAUCGACGAGAUGCAAAUGGUCGGCGACGCCAACAGGGGAUUUGCGUGGACACGAGCCUUCCUUGGCCUGCGUUCACCUGAGAUCCAUAUAUGUGGCAGCAUUUCCUGCUACAUAUUGGCCAAGAGCCUCUGUGAUAUUGCUGGAGAUUCGCUCGAAGUCACGGAGCAUGCGAGGCUAGGCGAAAUAUCGGUUCUAGAUGAACAUGUAUCACUUGAUGAUUUACAACCAGGCGACUGUGUCGUCUGCUUUUCAAGAAGCACUGCCCUGCGGCUGGUCGAGAACAUCGAACGCAGCUGCUUCAAGAACGAUGGGAGAAAUCCACUGUCAACAGCAAUAGUGUACGGUUCGUUGCCUCCGGAGACUCGUACGCGGCAGAUUGACGGCUUUAAUUCGAGGAGAAAGCAAAUUCUGGUCGCAUCUGACGUUAUCGGGAUGGGUGUGAACGUGCGCAUAAAACGCGUUAUAUUCCAUACACUUAAAAAGUUCGAUGGAGUUAAACAGCGGCUACUUACUGCAGUGGAGAUCCAACAAAUCGCCGGACGUGCUGGAAGAUAUGGGCUGGAAUGCGGGAACGGUUACGUCGGGUGCAUGAGGUCCGAAGACAUAGGGUACGUCAAACGGAUGAUGGAUAAGAAGCAGGAGCAGCUAGAGCGUGCUGUUGUGGCACCAUCGCCGGCCACGAUAGCUGCUUUUGCAGACGCCGUACGAUCGGCUACAGAUCCACCGGCUACGCUGGCUGAAGCAAUACAGAUGUACCGCUUAAUUGCGCAGGCAGGCGGUGCAUUCGAGCUCUGCGAUGUACAUGCACUCAUAAAGGUAGCCAAUGCCCUGGAUAAGAUAGAGUUGCCUACCCAAACGUUGGUGGAGUAUCUCUUUGUUCCGCUGGGCUCCCAACCGGCGCUGCAGCUGGUGCUGCGCUCAUUUGCACUGAGUCACGCCGUUCUCAACAGUGUAAAAAUCCGGAAUGUACUACACAAGGAGGCUCUGGAUUGUCUGAAAAGCCACGGCGGUAUGGUAGAGGGCGAAAGCGAUGCCGAUGGCCGGCAGUACAACCGUCAUGAUGUGAUGCGGCGGCUAGAAAUGCUAUACCAAAUCCUGGAUGCUUACGCGUGGUUAUGGCAUAAGUUCCCCGAUGUUUAUGUUGACUACCACGCCGUCGUUGCCGCCAAGAGCAACAUCUCCACGGCGCUGCAAGAGCGUCUGGAGCAUCUGUCUGACGAUACCUCCAUUUAUGAAGAGCGCGAAGAGGAUGAGUAUGGAAUAGAGGCUGACUUUGUGAGGAAACUGCUCAUAUAA